AUGGAGAAACUUUCCUACCAUUUCCUUCAGGGACUUUUGUUCUUGCUGUAUUACGUUUCAGCUUCCUUAGCUAUGACCACAACCAAUAUUACCACUGAUCAAGAUGCUCUUCUUGCGCUGAGAGCUCACAUCACUGUACAGGACCCUCAUCAAAUCCUGUUAGAAAACUGGUCUGCUUCUUCCCCUGUAUGUCAGUGGGCGGGAGUCACUUGCGGCUCUCGUCACCUGCGAGUAACUGCCUUGGAUCUUUCCAAUAUGAAUCUUAGUGGCAUAAUACCGCCGCAGCUGGGAAAUAUGUCAUUUCUGGUUUCCCUUAAUAUGAGCAGAAAUAAUUUCCACGGAGAACUGCCGCAUGAAUUUGCUCGGUUACGCCGGUUGAGAGUGCUUGAUUUAGAUGUCAACAAUCUCAAUGGAGAGUUUCCCGAGUGGUUUGGUUCCAUUCAUCAACUUCGACUGUUAUCUCUGAAUAACAACAGUUUCACUGGCUUCAUCUCACCUUCCUUGGCUAACGUUUCUACACUAGAAACGUUAAGUCUGUCAUUCAAUUAUCUCCAGGGAAAGACUCAAGUGGAUUGA
Molecule: messenger RNA, 576 nt
Organism: Coffea eugenioides
Lineage: Eukaryota; Viridiplantae; Streptophyta; Magnoliopsida; Gentianales; Rubiaceae
Product: probable LRR receptor-like serine/threonine-protein kinase At3g47570
Exons: 2
Coding region: 1-576 (191 amino acids)
Molecular function (GO): protein binding
Source: RefSeq, a predicted model, not a curated record